GGAGACGCCUGACAGCGGCGAGUGCGGCCGGUCCAGGGCGGCCCACGGGCGGCGGUCGCUGCCUCCCGCUUCGCGGCUUGGCCCCUCGGGCAGCCGUCCCGGGCAGCGGGAGUUGGCUGCGGGAUGUGCUCGGCCGGAGAGCUGCGUGGUGGUGGCGGCGGCGGCGGCGGCGGCGGCGGCGGGGAGCAUGACGAGAACGGGGACGCGCUGGCUGAGCGGGCGGCGGCGGGGACGGAGUCGGAGCCGGAGCCCGGGGCGACCCCGCGGCGGCGCGGGCGGCGGCCAAAGGAGGAGCUGGAGCAGGAUAUUGAAGAAUCACAAAAUAACACUGGUGAGCCUGUUGGAGAUGACUACAAAAAGAUGGGAACACUUUUUGGUGAACUGAACAAAAGCCUCAUCAGCAUGGGCUUCACAAGAAUGUAUUUUGGAGAACAAAUUGUAGAACCAGUGGUAGUCAUUUUCUUCUGGGUUAUGCUGUGGUUCCUUGGCCUACCAGCCCUUGGACUAGUUGCUAUUCUUUGCCUUGUCAUUAUUUAUGUGCAACAGUGAAAUGUGGCAGAAUGAACUAUUGUUUAACAUUUAGUAGCCAUAUGUGUAUUUAGUGAAGUUAAUAUUUCACUACAUGAAGGCUGAAAAGUUUGCCUUGUUUCGAAUUGUGUGCUGUUUUAGUAAUUAAAUUCAUAAGUUGAUAUUGUUUAAAAUUAAACUCAACUGUUGAUUAUAACAGGGUUAAAUAUAUAUAUUGUAGCUUAUUCAUAAUUCUUGUUUAAUUACUGUGACCUGUGCCCAAUUUUAAGCACCCCUAUUACCAUGCCAGAUCUUAACCACCACCAAACAGUGAUCAGGCAAAAUAGGAAUAUGAAAUUCAAGUCCGAGGGUUCCCAUCGUGGCUCAGAAGAAACAAAUCUGACUAGCAUCCAUGAGGAUGCAGGUUCCAUCCCUGGCCUUGCUCAGUGGGUUAAGGAUCCAGCGUUGCCGUGACCUGUGAAAUAGGUCACAGACAUGGCUCGGAUCCCAGGUUGCUGUGGCUGUGGUGCAGGCCAGCAGCUACAGCUCUGAUUCGACCCCUAGCUUGGGAACCUCCAUAUGCUGCAGGUGUGGCCCUAAAAAGACCAAAAAAAGAAAAAAUUCAAGUUGGGCAAGAUAGGUCUUGUAAAGAGCUCCAUUAAAACAUUUUAGAAGCAAAAGGACAAAACAAGGAGCUUAAAAAAAAAAAAAGUUUUACUUGGAGAAUUGCUCCCCAUCUUCCACCAAAUGAACCCAUAUUAUCUGGGAAAUAUUUUGGAUUUCUACUGUCCCUGCUUAGCACAAGCCCAUAUAAAUGCUAACUGCUAUACACUACCUUAAUAUUUUGAUGAAAAUCAGUAAAGCUAGCACAUUUUCUGAAGAUUGAAAAGAAAUAUAUUUAUUACUGUUGGGAAAGCUUCCCAAGUUAAAUGUAACUUUUUUAUAAAGUAGUACUUGGGCUUGGAAUCACUUUAGUGUAUCAUUUGAUGUUUUAGACAAUUUUGGUGCUAAUUACUUUUUGUGAAUUUUUAAAGUCUCAUAAGCCAGGCCCAUAGUUGGCUGCAUCCCAUGAUAAUGUUAUAUUUUCUUGUAUCCAACCAGUUGUGUAUUUUUUUCCUAGAGAGACAUUUUCAGUGUAUUUUUUUCAGAAAUUUACAUUUUGUAGUUCUUUUAUAGCAAUUAUUCUUAGGAUUUAAAAAAAUUUAUUUACUACCUUGACAUAGGUUUCCCCCCACUACCAAAAAAAAAAAAAAAAAAAAAAAAAAAAAAAACCUGAUUUGUAUUGUGGUUGAAAUUCUUUACUAUUCCUUUUUUUUAAAAAAAAAUCAGCUCUUUUCUUUGAUAUCUGUAUUAGAAAGCACAGUAUUACAGUAUAAAAACCAAAUGCUUAAAAUUAGAACUCAACAGUCAUUGUAUAAUAUUCCUCUAAGGCUAAAGCCAAGUCAGUAAUUGGCCAGACAUGUUAUUAAUGUCUUAACUUGGCACUUUUGGGGUUUUAUAUUGAAAUGAGCAUUUCUUUAAAUAUACUUAGGAAAUGAAAAAUGGCUUACUGAUAUUUUGGAUUUUGUUAAGGAACCUAAAAUCUUUACACUUUUGUCUCAAAGACUUUCUUACUUGGACAAAGGAGAGGUAGUUAAGAUAAUUACCUAGAAAUUUAAGUUCAAUAAAAGGAAAAUGAAAAAUUGGGGCAUUUUUAUCUUUGGCAGGGCAAUAACUAAAGUGUGUAAAGUGUUUACUGUUCUACUUUAUAAAGUUUUUACCCAAUCCUGUUUUUAAAAUUUAUUAUAUAAGUUCUCAGUGUCUUCCAUUCUGAAGCAGACAAUUGAUGAAAAUGUACAAUUUAGAUUUCUAAAAUUAGAUAAUCCUGAACAACAGUACCAGUCAGAGGGCACUAAAAAGUAUUGUGCAUUUGUAUAAAUACAGACCUUUUAAAGUUUAACUUAAAAAAGACUUUGUACUAUAUCAUUGUGUUUUUAUUGGGUUUCCCAAUAUUUUUAUAGUAACCUUUAUGGACUUGGCAUAACUGCAAGUUAUUUAAGAGGUGUCUUUAUUUGCAUACGGUAGAAUUGUGAGGUUUUUAAUAGAAGUCAUGAGAUUUUGUAUAUCUUCACUAAAUAUUAAAAAGUGUAUUCUUUUCUAAUACUACUAGAAAUUUGAAUUUCUUUUGGAAUGUAAAAAAUAUAUAGUAUGCGUAGUAACAGCUCUGGUCCUACCAGUAUCUAAUAUUGAAAAUAUUUUAAAAGUAAGUUUUAAUUGUAAUUAUUUAGUAUAGUGUUAAAUACUAUGCAUCUGCAAAUUGAUGUUAAUAGGAUAUAUAUUAAAUUCUAUAAAGAAAUGAGCUAUUUUGCUGCAAUUCUUUCUGCAUAUAUUUUUAAUGCGGUAUACCAUCACAUUAUUUGCUUUUAGAGGGAAAAAAAAACUUUGCUUAUUUGAUGGAAAUAUUUUAUUUUAUGAAAUAUUAGAAUGCAAAUUAUACUGAUAUCCUGAAGUGAAAAGAACCUGGUCAUUUUUUUUUUUCAGUUCAUGGUAUAAGGAAUUCGAUUGAAAAUCAUUCUCAAUCACUUCAAUCUCAGAUUCAAGCCAACUUUAGAAACCAUUAUUGCUAUGAAUAAAGACAUAAAAGUUAAAAUAC
Molecule: messenger RNA, 3139 nt
Organism: Sus scrofa (pig)
Lineage: Eukaryota; Metazoa; Chordata; Mammalia; Artiodactyla; Suidae
Gene: FAM241A
Product: family with sequence similarity 241 member A
Cellular component (GO): intracellular membrane-bounded organelle
Source: RefSeq, a predicted model, not a curated record